CUGUUGUAGAGUCAGCCGCUUCAUCUCAGCAGAAGGCACAAUGUCAUUCUCUACACAAAGCUCCCAGCUGGGCACGGCUGCCCACUUGCAGGGCACAGCUCCUGGUGGCAGCGCUCUGUCCGUCAGGAGCGUGGCUGUGCAGCGGAUCCAGGCACCCAGCGUCUAUGGCGGGGCGGGCGGCUAUGGCACCCGCAUCUCCAGCAGCAGCGUCCGCAGGCAGAGCUCCAGCGGCGCCUUCCACUCCAACAUCUCUGACAACGAUCUACUGCUCUCUGGUAAUGAGAAAUCAACCAUGCAAAAUCUAAAUGACCGUUUGGCUGCCUAUCUGGAGAGGGUGCGCUCUCUGGAGAAAGCAAACUCCCUGCUUGAAAAGCAGAUCAAGGAGUGGCAUGAGAAGAAUACAGUAGGCGUAAGGAGUGACUACAGCUCAUACUUCCAAACAAUCGAGGAUCUUCAAAGCAAGAUCGGUGCUGCACAGUUGGAAAAUGCAAAGCUUGUCCUGCAGAUCGACAACGCCAAGCUGGCUGCUGAUGAUUUCAGGCUGAAGUAUGAAAACGAGCUCUUGCUCAGGCAAAGUGUUGAGAGUGACAUCAAUGGGCUGCUGCGAGUCCUUGACGACCUGACUUUAACCAAAUCAGACUUGGAGUCGCAGAUUGAAAACGUGAAUGAAGAAAUAGUUUUUCUUAAGAAGAACCAUGAGGAGGAGGUUGACAGACUGCGCAAACAAGUGGGCGGCUCGGUUAACGUAGAGGUGGAUGCUGCUCCAGGUACUGAUCUUGCAAGUAUUAUGGAGAACAUGAGACGGCAGUAUGAAGAAAUGGCAGAAAAGAACCGCCAAGAAGCCAAAGAAAGAUUUGAAAAGCAAACAGAAGCGCUGAACCAGGAAGUAGCAAUCAAUGUAGAACAGCUGCAAGAACAAAGGAGAGAGGUGACAGAUCGGAGACAGAUCUGCCAGAGCCUGGAGCUGGAAUUACAGACCCAUCUCAACAUGAAGAAGCCUUUGGAAGACACUCUGGCUGAAACCGAAGCACGUUACAGUUUUCAGUUGGCUCAAAUACAGGAAACAAUUGCCAAGUUAGAGGCUCAGCUGAGGCAACUGCGGGCUGACAUGGAGGCACAGAACACGGAGUACAGCGUCCUGCUGGAUAUCAAGACUCGCCUAGAACUGGAGAUCGCCACAUACCGACGUCUGCUGGAAGGAGAGGACGUCGGGUUAGUCCAAGAGGAUGCAGUGACAACUGAACUUGAAAAAGAAUCAAGUAAAAUUAAAAAGAUCAAGACAAUUGUCGAAGAGGUGAUUGACGGCAAAGUCGUGUCCUCUCAGGUUAAGGAGAUUGAGGAGAAGAUGUGAGCAGCGCCAGCGGAGGGGAGACCACCAAAAGGACACCAUUAAACUUCAUAAAGAAACCAAUGUAUUUCUCCCCGAAAUCAGCAAGGGUUGAAAAAUGCCAAAUUAUCAAAUCUCAAACAGUCUAGUUUUUCAUCUUUGUGUGUGUGUGUGUGUGUUUAUUAAUAAAAUCAAUCAUUUUUGCCUUACACAGCAGAACAUCCAGAGUAGAUUUACAUUCGAAAAAGCAUUAAAAUGUUGAUUCAGUGCAUCUAUUCUGAAUGUGAACUAUCACUGCAGUGCAUUGGAGACUCACUUCAAUAAAUGUGAUUUGCAAAUCAGAAGAAACGCCAAUUUUCAUUUCAUAAUAAAUUAAAAUGCAAAACUG
Gallus gallus (chicken) is the source of this 1715-nucleotide messenger RNA. It is a transcript of the gene KRT40, whose product is annotated as keratin 40. The record is from RefSeq and is marked validated. Gene Ontology annotation, molecular function: structural molecule activity. Lineage: Eukaryota; Metazoa; Chordata; Aves; Galliformes; Phasianidae.